Durio zibethinus is the source of this 1354-nucleotide messenger RNA. RefSeq names its product serine/threonine-protein kinase-like protein At5g23170. The record is from RefSeq and is a predicted model, not a curated record. Gene Ontology annotation, molecular function: protein kinase activity; ATP binding. Gene Ontology annotation, cellular component: plasma membrane. Lineage: Eukaryota; Viridiplantae; Streptophyta; Magnoliopsida; Malvales; Malvaceae. Gene Ontology annotation, biological process: protein phosphorylation.
UUUUUCUUCUUUCAAUAAUAUCUCCAUUAUAGUUUUCCCUUUUCAUGCCCCCCAAAGCUCCUUUAUUCUCUGCCUUCUACAAUCUGCUUUUUCUUUACAUAUUGAAGAAUAUCAACGACCCACAAGAAAACCCCACUUAUUCCCUUUGAUCGGCAUUCUCAUCUCCAAUUGAAGCUUAUUCUUUCUAAAUAAACAAACAAGAAGCUAAAACAAUUCAAAGCAAGUAGAAGGGAAAUCAAGGAGAUCAGCAGAAAGAAAAAGAGAAGGAAAUGGUGGAGUUUGAUUAUGAACAACUUGUGAUAGCGACCCAAAGUUUCUCUCCAUCAAGACUGAUAGGCAAAGGCAGCCAUGGAGCGGUCUACCAAUGCAUUCUUCAAGAUAACCAAGUGGUAGCCGUAAAGAGAUCAUCCAUCAGUGGUGUUGAGACACAACUUGACAACUUGAAGAAGCUAGAAAAUGAAAUAUUUAUAUUGUCAUCUUUACGGGAAAGUUCUCACAUCAUCAGCUUUCUUGGAGCUGCCGCUCAAGACACUGCCAAGAACGACAAGCUUUUGGUGAUGGAGUUGAUGCCUAAUGGUUCAUUGCAUGAUUUGUUACAUGUUGCAGCCACCCCACCCCCGUGGCCUAAACGUGUAGAGAUCGCUAUGCAAAUCGCAAGGGCGGUUCAGUUCCUCCAUGAAGGCAAGCCUUUGGUUAUUCAUAGAGAUAUUAAAUCUGCAAAUAUUCUGUUUGAUUCAAGCUGGACUGCUAAAUUGGCUGAUUUUGGACUCGCAAUCUUGCCAGCAGGCUCGUUGAGUCAGGCGACUCAACCAGCCGGUACUAUUGGGUACUUGGACCCUUGUUACACCGCCCCUCACAAACUAAGCACUAAAAACGACGUGUUUAGUUUAGGGGUUGUUUUCUUAGAAAUUAUUAGCUGUAGAAAAGUCAUUGAUGUCACUAAAGCACCGGCUUCAAUAGUUGAAUGGGCAAUUCCAUUAGUGGAAAAGCAAAGGGUGAUGGAAAUCUGCGACCCCAGAAUACCAUUUCCAACGUACAUGAAAGGCAUGAUAAGGAGAAUAUUGAGCGUGGCAUCACGUUGUUUGUCAGAGAAUGAAGAUUGCCGUCCUACAAUUGGAGAAAUUAUUAUGGCAAUGGAGACUUGUUCCAUUGAAAGAGUCAGAACCAUUAGUACUGCUUGGACUAGCAUCUUACAUAACUUGAUUCUAAUCAGGCGGCGGCGAAAAAUGACUAGAAAAUGCGGGGCUAUUCAUGCAAUCCACCAAGGUGAUGUUAAUAGCGACGUUUCGAGAGGGAAAAUGUUACUAAAGGAUAUAUUAGCAGAUGUUACAUUGAAAUGAGUGGUGAAGCUGAG